GAUCGAAAAGGCAGCGGGACUGGGGGAAAGACUGAUGUGAAAGGAGAUUUCUAGAAGGACAAGAAGAUAAACGCACUCUUGGAAAAAACAACCAAUGGAAGAGGUGUAAAUAAGCUGUUCAAAAGUGCUUGCAAUGAUCCGUUUUGCAAACGUUUAUUCGUUGUGAAAAGGGACAUUCUGGAAACUAUGAAUCAAGGAUAGCAGUACAGUCACAUUUAACAGCUGCAUGGCUGUCCAAAGCGCAAACAUGAAAGGAUGACAUGGAAAUCAGAACAGCCGACUGAAAGACCACUGCUUUCUCACGCUCAUAUAGAUGGAGAGACAGUGCUUGUGAACGAUGUAUACUGGAAGAGAGAUGAACAUUAGGUAGCGUCGGUAAAUAUCCAAAAACUGGAAGGAAAGUGGACAGUAAAGAAUAGCUGGUGGGUAGCUGUCAAAAGGAUGGAUUUUAGCGUACUACGGAAUCUCAUCAGUAGAUACUGUGCUGGGGAGGAGUACUGGGUGGACAGCCGGACAGUAUACAUCGGUCACAAAGAACCCCCGCUGGGGGCCGAUGCCUACAUCCCUCAGCGUUAUCCCGACAACCGCAUUGUCUCUUCCAAGUACACCUUAUGGAACUUCAUCCCCAAGAACCUGUUUGAACAGUUCAGAAGAAUCGCCAACUUCUACUUCCUGCUCAUCUUCCUGGUCCAGCUCAUCAUAGACACGCCCACCAGCCCCGUCACCAGCGGACUGCCUCUAUUCUUUGUCAUCACCGUCACUGCCAUUAAACAGGGUUAUGAAGACUGGCUGAGACACAAGGCAGACUGCAGUAUAAAUGAGUGUCCUGUGGACGUGGUGAAGGAAGGGACGGUGGUGAGGACACAGAGUCACAAGCUACGGGUGGGGGACGUUGUCAUGGCGAGGGAAGACGAGACGUUCCCCUGUGACCUCAUCCUGCUCUCAUCCAGCCGUGAUGACGGAACUUGCUACGUCACCACCACCAGCCUGGAUGGCGAGUCCAGCCACAAGACCUACUAUGCUGUACCAGACACCAUGGUCUUUAAGACAGAGCAGGAGGUGGACUCUCUGCAUGCGACUAUUGAAUGUGAACAACCACAGCCUGACCUCUACAAAUUUGUGGGGCGCAUCAAUAUUUAUAAAGAAAGUGAAGAUCCCAUAGUCAGACCCCUGGGAGCUGAGAACCUUCUCCUCAGAGGAGCCACCCUGAAGAACACAGAACACAUUUAUGCUGUAGCCAUCUACACGGGCAUGGACACCAAGAUGACGCUGAACUACCAGUCCAAAUCCCAGAAACGCUCCGCUGUAGAAAAGUCUAUGAAUGCAUUCCUCAUAGUGUAUCUGUGUAUCCUGAUCAGCAAAGCGGUCAUUAACACAGUGCUGAAGUACGCGUGGCAGUGGUCUGCUGACCACGACCAGCCCUGGUACAACCACAGGACCGAGAUCGACAGAGAACGCCACGUGGUGAUCAGGGCGUUCACAGACUUCCUGGCCUUCAUGGUGUUGUUUAACUACAUCAUUCCAGUCUCCAUGUACGUUACCGUGGAGAUGCAGAAGUUCCUGGGUUCUUACUUCAUAGCCUGGGACAAGGAUAUGUACGAUGAUGAGCUGGGGGAGGGGGCUCAGGUCAACACAUCAGACCUCAAUGAAGAGCUGGGACAGGUGGAGUAUGUGUUUACUGAUAAGACGGGCACGUUGACAGAGAACAACAUGGAGUUUAUAGAGUGCUGUGUGGACGGACUCGUGUAUAUCCCCCACGCCAUCUGUAACGGACAGAUCCUCAGUGCUGCUUCCAGUAUAGACAUGAUCGACUCCUCACCUGGAGGAGACCACAGGGAGCAUGAGGAGCUGUUCUUUCGGGCUCUGUGUCUGUGCCACACGGUGCAGGUGAAGGAGGAGGAGACAGUGGACAGCAUCAAGAGAGGGAUCCACCAGGGAAAACCCACCUCCUUCUACAUAUCAUCUUCUCCUGAUGAGGUGGCAUUGGUGGAGGGCAUGAAGAGGUUGGGGUACACAUAUCUAAGACUCAAAGACCGUCAUAUGGAGAUUCUCAAUAAGGAGGAUGAGAUUGAGAGGUUUGAGCUGCUACACGUGCUGAACUUUGACUCUGUCAGGAGGAGAAUGAGCGUCAUUGUCAAGUCUAGUGCAGGGGAGUACCUGUUGUUCUGUAAGGGGGCUGACUCCUCCAUCUUCCCCAGAGUGGUGUCAGGGAAGGUGGGGCAGGUGCGGGCGCGGGUGGAGCAGAACGCUCUGGAGGGCUUGCGGACCCUGUGUGUGGCAUACAGAAGUCUCUCCCUAGCAGAGUACGAGGAGGCGUGUCAUCAGCUGAGCGACGCCAAGCUAGCCCUGCAGGACAGGGAGCAGCGACUGGCGCAGGCUUAUGACCUCAUCGAGAGGGACUUCACCCUGCUGGGGGCCACGGCUGUGGAGGACAGGCUCCAGGAGAAGGCAGCAGACACCAUUGAGUCUCUCCAUAAGGCUGGGAUGAAGGUGUGGGUCCUGACGGGGGACAAGAUGGAGACGGCGGCUGCUACAUGUUAUGCUAGCAAGCUGUUCCGCCGCUCCACCCAAAUAUUGGAGCUGACCAAGAAACGAACCGAGGAACAGAGUCUACAUGAUGUUCUGUUUGACUUGAGCAGAACCGUACUGAGACAGCGCUCCCUGUCGCGGCUGUCUGUAGACUGUCAGGACUAUGGUCUGAUCAUCGAUGGGGCCACCCUGUCUGCGGUGCUGAAGCCCAGUCCAGAGAGCUCCGGCUCUGGGAACUACAGAGAGAUCUUCCUGGAGAUCUGUAGGAACUGCAGCGCCGUUCUCUGCUGCCGCAUGGCUCCCCUACAGAAAGCACAGAUUGUGAAGCUGAUCAAGGCGUCUAAGGAGCACCCCAUCACUCUGGCCAUCGGAGACGGAGCCAACGACGUCAGCAUGAUCCUCGAGGCACAUGUGGGCAUAGGCAUCAUGGGUAAGGAGGGUCGCCAGGCAGCGAGGAACAGCGAUUAUGCCAUCCCAAAGUUCAAACACCUGAAGAAGAUGCUGCUAGUUCACGGCCACAUCUACUACAUCCGCAUCGCUGAGCUGGUGCAGUACUUCUUCUAUAAGAAUGUGUGCUUCAUCUUCCCUCAGUUCCUCUAUCAGUUCUUCUGUGGAUUCUCUCAGCAGCCCCUGUACGACACAGCCUACCUGACGCUGUACAACAUCAGCUUCACCUCCCUGCCCAUCCUCCUCUACAGCCUCAUAGAGAAACACGUCAGCAUAGAGACACUGAAGAGCGACCCCACUCUGUACAGGGACGUAGCUAAGAACUCUCUCCUGCGCUGGCCCGUGUUCCUGUACUGGACAUGCCUGGGCUUAUUCGACGCCUGUAUCUUCUUUUUUGGUGCCUACUUCCUGUUCGACAACACCACCUUCACUAGCAACGGACAGCUUAUGACCACCAACACACAGAUGAUGUUUGGGAACUGGACUUUCGGGACUCUCGUCUUUACUGUGCUGGUGUUCACGGUCACGCUCAAGCUUGCCUUGGACACACACCACUGGACCUGGAUCAACCACUUUGUCAUCUGGGGCUCCCUGCUUUUCUAUGUCAUCUUCUCUCUGCUCUGGGGAGGCAUCAUCUGGCCUUUCCUGAACUACCAGAGGAUGUACUAUGUGUUCAUGCAGAUGUUGUCCAGCGGUCCGGCUUGGCUAGGCAUCAUCCUGCUCAUUACGGUCAGCCUGCUGCCUGAUGUGGUCAAGAAGGUCCUCAGCAGAACACUGUGGCCCACCGCCACCCAUCUUGCACAGUCCAAUCGCCCGUGCCUUACCGUGGAGCCGUCCACCAUCUUCGUGCUUUCUCAGUCCGAUAGCAGAUUGAGUUUCUGAUUGGCCGAGAGACGUCAGAGGAGGAGAGGGUGAAGGCUGAUGGGGUGUGUGAGGGGAGUGUGUCCUCUGCCCCGGGCGCCAGUCCUGUUGAUGGAGGUGGAGGCAGUGAGAGAGGCAUGCUUUGCCCUGCUAGGACCUGUGAGGGGGACAGAGGAGGUGGAGGGGUGCAAGCUACCAGGACCUAUGACUCCAUGAUGUCACACAACCCUAACUACCUGCUCAGCCAGCCCCUAGACCAUUCCCCAUCAGAGACCUAGGGUUGCUACGGUAACUGAACGCCAAUGGCCACAGAAUAUGUCAAGAGGGGCAAUGCUGCUAAUAUGGCUGCCUGUUGCACUGGUUCUGGAGGGGUGCUGAUAGUUUGGGGGGCAUUUUAUUUCCUGCUAGAGGGUCUUCACCGAUGCUAGCUGGUCUACUGUGCUGAGAGGCCUGCUCACUUCGGACGAAUCACAAUUGUGGAAUGCAACGCAUGGAGCUGACUGGGUGGUUUGAUUGUCAUGAUUUUCUUCGGGUGGUUUGUCUGGAGGGUCAGGGUGACUUGCUUGGGUUGGUACUAUAUUGUAAACUCUCUUGGGAUGCAACAGAGGCAUUUUCUGGCUUUCCUUCUGUCCUGCUGAGAGCUGCUGUAAGGUGGAUGAGCUCUGCCUUAUUAUUGGAUCACUCUCAUACUGUCCAUUCCAACACUGGGGUCCGAGACAAUAAUAUCUCUGCAAUUUUUUACAAAUAAAUACAUUUGGUAUCUUAAACAUGGAGAUAAAGUUUAACACACAGGCAAAACAAUGGCAUUGAUUAUUAUUCUGUACACUGAAUUGAAUAAAACAUCAGGCAACAUUAGUGGCCAUUUGGAUGAGGAACACUGACCUCUGGUGCUAGAAGAUGAAGUGUGUGAACGUUUCAUUUUCAUUGCAUGCUGAUCAUCUGAAUGUGAGUUCAACCUGAAACAGACUAGGGUAUUUUCAGUGAUCUAAACACUCCCUCUGUUUUUCUCCAUUCUCUCCUUCCCUCCUUCUCCAGGACGUUGACAAGCUGUUGCAGGGCAGUGUAGCAGAGUUGACCCCCGUGCUCCCAUGCCCUUCUGGCCCUUCCUCCAAACGGAAGUGUACUGACUCCUCCCACCUCCACAUCAGGGUUCCGAUGCCCCUCCCACUCCGCAGGUCUGAGUCCUUCCCCCACAAACUACUAUUGGCCCACUGGACUGAUUGGGGCGGGGCAGACCGCUGCACCCUCAGCCCCUACAUGCUCUGCCUCUCAGGGACUGGCUUUGCCUGCUACACACCGGGGCCAGAGACCUUUGUGUGACACACACUCACACACACGCAGGCUAAUGUGUGAACACACACAAAACGAUGUGUUCACAAAAGAUGUGCACACACACAGAGACCAAUGUGAUCUAAACUUACAGCUUACCAUGGAUGUGGAAGGAUUUGUAUUCCACUCAUAAACAAUGCAAACACACACACACACACACACACACAUUUGCAAAAUAAUUCACACAUACUGAAAAACAUGAAACAUCUUCACACAAUUCACCAUGUGCUUAGUCAGCCAUUCAGAUACACCGCUCCCCCAAUCUGCCUCCCACUGGUCCUGUCCAUUCCAUUUCAGUGUGGUCCUGAUCCCAGUCUAUUCCAUUUCAGUGUGGUCCUGAUCCCAGUCCAGUCCAUUUCAGUGUGGUCCUGAUCCCAGUCCAGUCCAUUCCAUUUCAGUGUGGUCCUGAUCCCAGUCCAGUCCAUUUCAGUGUGGUCCUGAUCCCAGUCCAGUCCAUUCCAUUUCAGUGUGGUCCUGAUCCCAGUCCAGUCCAUUCCAUUUCAGUGUGGUCCUGAUCCCAGUCCAGUCCAUUUCAGUGUGGUCCUGAUCCCAGUCCAGUCCAUUUCAGUGUGGUCCUGAUCCCAGUCCAGUCCAUUUCAGUGUGGUCCUGAUCCCAGUCCAGUCCAUUCCAUUUCAGUGUGGUCCUGAUCCCAGUCCAUUCCAUUUCAGUGUGGUCCUGAUCCCAGUCCAUUCCAUUUCAGUGUGGUCCUGAUCCCAGUCCAUUCCAUUUCAGUGUGGUCCUGAUCCCAGUCCAUUCCAUUUCAGUGUGGUCCUGAUCCCAGUCCAGUCCAUUCCAUUUCAGUGUGGUCCUGAUCCCAGUCCAGUCCAUUCCAUUUCAGUGUGGUCCUGAUCCCAGUCCAGUCCAUUCCAUUUCAGUGUGGUCCUGAUCCCAGUCCAGUCCAUUCCAUUUCAGUGUGGUCCUGAUCCCAGUCCAGUCCAUUCCAUUUCAGUGUGGUCCUGAUCCCAGUCCAGUCCAUUCCAUUUCAGUGUGGUCCUGAUCCCAGUCCAUUCCAUUUCAGUGUGGUCCUGAUCCCAGUCCAUUCCAUUUCAGUGUGGUCCUGAUCCCAGUCCAGUCCAUUCCAUUUCAGUGUGGUCCUGAUCCCAGUCCAUUCCAUUUCAGUGUGGUCCUGAUCCCAGUCCAUUCCAUUUCAGUGUGGUCCUGAUCCCAGUCCAUUCCAUUUCAGUGUGGUCCUGAUCCCAGUCCAUUCCAUUUCAUUUCAGUGUGGUCCUGAUCCCAGUCCAUUCCAUUUCAGUGUGGUCCUGAUCCCAGUCCAGUCCACACCUCUACUCUGUUCUGCUACUCUCUAAUCCAUGUUAAAAUACUUGAAUCCAACGUUGACACCAGUGGCGUUACACACUGAACACACGGAGGUGUUCAGUGUGUGAAUGUGCGUCCCUUCUACACUAAGGAAUUGUGUAUGUGUUUCUAUUUUAUUAACUGUCUGUCUUCUUCUUUUUCUCUGUCUCUCAAAUGUACUCAUUUUGUUGAAAUAACGGGAGUUGCUUCGCAAAAUGUUCUGGGGAGAAAGACAUCUGUUAUUCACUGCACGUGUGUGUGUGUGUGCGUAUGUAUAUACAGCUGAAUUUGGAAGUUUACAUAUACUUAGCUUGGAGUCAAUAAAACAAUUUUUCAACCACUCCAAAAAAUUAUUGUUAACAA
Molecule: messenger RNA, 6826 nt
Organism: Oncorhynchus mykiss (rainbow trout)
Lineage: Eukaryota; Metazoa; Chordata; Actinopteri; Salmoniformes; Salmonidae
Source: RefSeq, a predicted model, not a curated record